AUGAUUGGCAACAUUGAUGUUGGGCGUUGGGUUUCAAUUAUUAGACGAGUUCCGGAAGGAAGACGAGUAUUAGACUAUUUGAGUAGCAUUCGUCUAAGUGAUAGGGCUGAUGUUCACUCUUGGGUUGCCGAGGAAGAUGGUAAAUUAAAGUCGAGAAUAGUUUGGAAUGUUAUUAGAGAAAAAGAUCAAAUUGUCGAUUGGGCUGCUCUCGUUUGGUCUUUAAAAGUCAUUCCGAGGCAUCGUUUCAUCCUAUGGUUGGCUUUACGGGGUAUGCUUAAUACCCGGGAUCGGAUUCUUGCAUACAUGGACAUUCCGGAUGCUAAUUGUUUGCUUUGUGAUGGGAAUACGGAGUCUAUUUGCCACUUGUUUGGGAGCUGCCCGUUUGUUAAGUCCCUUUGGAGUAAGUUCACAUUGGCUUUGGGCUUUGUUCAUUUAUCGGGUUCAUGGGAUGAGAUCAUUGUUGCUGCACGCAUCAAGGCUAAAGGUAAUAGAUUUCCAGCCAAUGUCUUCAAAUGUGGUUUUGCUGCCAUUGUUUAUCAUGUAUGGGCCGAGAGAAACGCUAGAAUUUUUGGGAGAGUUCGUCGUGACGUUGUGCAUGUAUGGAGGGAUAUCGUGUUUGAUUGUGGUGCGCUAAUCGGUACGAGGAGACGGGUUCCCAAAGAUGGUCCGAUAAAGAUCGAGAAGACGAUGUACGAGUGGACCAAUGAAGAUAAGAGGAAGAACAACCUCGACAACAUGGCUAAAGACAUCCUCUACUAG
Molecule: messenger RNA, 759 nt
Organism: Impatiens glandulifera
Lineage: Eukaryota; Viridiplantae; Streptophyta; Magnoliopsida; Ericales; Balsaminaceae
Exons: 2
Coding region: 1-759 (252 amino acids)
Source: RefSeq, a predicted model, not a curated record